AUGAAAUCCCUGCCUGAGGUGAAUUUUGAAGAUUGCCUACUGGACAAGGUGAACCUGAGGCACCAGCUGAUCUCCCAGACUGUGGAAGAGGUACAGAAAAUCCUCAACUACUUGACCACAGAAAUCAGCCACCAGGACGUUCGAUUUCAAGCCAUCCUUUACUCUGACACUUACAAUGGGAAUAUUAAGGUUUUGUCCCCCACCCACUUCCUCAUCACCGUCCCAGUGAAAGGCCUGGCUGGGUACAGGGAAACCAAGGAACAGCGCUGGCGGUACUACACCCUGCAGGGCACCAAGCUCGCCUCCCCUCUGCGGAGCCCAGAGGACAUGCAUCAGUGGCUAGAGGUGGAGCAGUUCAUGAAGAGCCUGUGGCAGUGGCAUGAGCCAGAUGUAAACAUCGACGGUGACAUCGUGCCUGCCAAAGUCCUACAGGUGUUCAAGAAGCUGGUGGAAAAUGCAAUUAGUACCUGUCGCCUCUCAGAUAAAGUCACCAUACUGGAGAGACGCAGCUCUGUGAUUUGGGUUGCUGUAGAAACAUCUGUAUGUCAGGUGGAACUAGAGCUUGUCCCCACAGUGGAGAUCUCCAACAGUUGGUCUGUGAAAGCCCAGUGGCCCCGAUGUCUGAAGCGCUGGCCUUCCGUCGAGACAGUGGAGUGUGUCAAGUCACUUGGGUUUGACUUGUUGGCCUGUUCAAGUUAUCACUGGCAGCUAAGCUUCUGCCGGGCCGAGCAGACACUGCUGGAGAUGCUGGAUGAGGACGGGGGCUGCCGCAGGAAGUGCUUCCAGGUCCUGCAGCAGAUGACGGAGGAAGUCUGGUGUCCAGGCAAGAGGUCGGUUCUCACAUCCCACCAUCUGCAGACGGUGCUCUUUUGGACUUGUGAGAAAUAUCCCCACACGAGAGACUGGCAGGUUUUCAACAAGGCAUUCCUGCGCCUGGUAAAGAAAUUGCACAAGUGUGUGAGCCAGCAUUUUCUGAAGCACUAUUUCAUGCGGAACAGCAACCUCCUUCGAUAUGCCAACUUUAUGGAACUGGAUGCUGUGGCUGAAAAACUGACCAGCUUCCUGAAGAACCCCCAGUUCAGCCUGCCCUGA
Molecule: messenger RNA, 1092 nt
Organism: Elephantulus edwardii (Cape elephant shrew)
Lineage: Eukaryota; Metazoa; Chordata; Mammalia; Macroscelidea; Macroscelididae
Gene: MAB21L3
Product: mab-21-like 3 (C. elegans)
Exons: 6
Coding region: 1-1092 (363 amino acids)
Source: RefSeq, a predicted model, not a curated record